GAAACACAUUCCAAUUUGCAGCGGCAACACGGUCAUUGGUCAAAAAAGUGAUAGACGAUUAAAAGUGCGAAAUUUCUUCAUUACAUUUCUUAAUUUUAGCUUGCAAAAUGCAAAAUUACGUUUUACUGACAGUGUGAAAGAGAACGAAUAUAUAAAAGAUUUUAAUAAAGUUUGUUAAAUAGUGUGCGCAUGCAUUGCAUUGGCAAAUAUAUUCUGCAGAGCUUGUAUUGAAUCGGCAAGUUUUUAGCUUUGCUUAUUUUUUAUCACUAAAUGUGCAACUUGAUUUUUUUAAUCUAAAAUUAAUAUUACAACAAUAAUACCCUGUCAAUCUUUAUAAUUGUGAAUUGUGUAUUUCCGCCGUAAUUAUCAUUGAAAAUCAUCCCAAUGUGAUCGUGGCUAAAAAGAUAAUAAUAUACUAAUCUUCUGUGAAAUGUGUUUCAAUAAAUAAUUACACUGUUUAAUUGAAAGUAACCACGAAAAAAUUGACACCUGCUAUAUAAAACGAAUACAUAUUGCUAAAUUUUUAAAUACCAUAGUUGAAAGUGAAAUAUAAAUUGUUAAACGAACCUAAAACGUGAAAAGAUGACUUCAACUACUAAUAGAAAUGAAACAACAACGGAUACUUGUGACAGCAAUAUUGUGGGGAACACCAUAGCGGCAGGUAAUGCCAACGGGAGCGGCAGCGGCACCAUAGAAGCAGAGUAUAAUAGAAUUGCUGAUCGACAAGGCUGGCAUAGAUGCUACCAGGAAAUUCGUGAUCACUGUGAACGUGAAGCUAGUGAAAAACAAUUUGGCACUAUUGAAUCGGAGAAACCAAAUAAUCGCUGCCUAAACAGAUACAGAGACGUAAACCCGUACGACCAUUCUCGUAUCAUUAUUCACAGAGGCCAUGUAGACUAUAUAAAUGCAAAUCUUGUUCAGCUGGAGCGUGCCGAUCGAAAAUAUAUUUUAACACAAGGUCCCCUAAUCGACACCGUCGGACACUUUUGGUUAAUGGUUUGGGAACAAAAUACAAAAGCCAUUCUAAUGUUGAACAAAUUGAUGGAAAAGAAACAAAUUAAAUGCCAUCACUAUUGGCCGGACAAAAAGGGUCCCGAGAAUGCGUUAAGGUUGGAUGAGGUGAAUUUGACCGUGGAAUUUCUACGUUGCGAAGAAUAUAAGAAUUUCUGUCGCAGAUGGUUCAAGCUAACUGACCUUGAGUCGAACACAACUCGUGAAAUAUUGCAAUUCCACUAUACAACAUGGCCGGAUUUUGGCACUCCUAGUUCACCAGUGGCGUUUUUACAGUUUCUCAAACAAGUGCGGGACUCGGGAGCACUCGAUGCCGAUGUGGGGCCGGCAGUCGUACACUGCAGUGCUGGUAUUGGGCGUUCGGGUACAUUCUGUUUAGUUGACUGCUGUUUAGUUUUGAUCGAAAAGGAAGGUGAAGCCAAUGUUUCUGUGCAGGAUGUACUUUUUGAGCUGCGCAAAUAUCGCAUGGGCUUAAUACAGACUGCAGAUCAAUUAUUUUUCUCUUAUCAAGCAAUUAUAGAGGGUAUUAAAUUGCUCAAGGAUCCGGAAUUUCUAAAUUACAAGGAAACCCCAAUCAACAUCAGUGACAAUGAGCAUGAGCCGUAUGCUACAGGUGUAAUAAUAAGUGGCGAUGUUCCACCACCUUUGCCACCACGCACACAUUCCCUUACACUGCCGAUGGCCGGUUGUGGCCCUGCCGGUGCAUUAACCUUGAACUUACACGGUAAACCAUUACCAAAAAUACCAGCCAGCGAAAGUUUUAACGAGGACUUAUACGCGCCCACUGACAAUGCAAAACAUACCAACAAGGAUGCGCUGAAUAACAUCAUAAACAAUGAAAAAACCGCUGAUAGAAUGUCGAAUAGACCUUUACCACCUAUACCAAAACAGCCUCAAAUCACGCAAGCCUCAAGAGAUCGUGUACAUGAAUCAGAGAGUGAUGAAAAUGAAUAUUACGAAAACGAUGACAGUGAAGACGAUAAUGAUGAGGAAAUUGAAGAGCACAACGAUGACAAUUCGGACGAUAUGAAAAACGCUAACGCUGUCAAUGAACGGAGUAUAAGCAGUGAAGCAGCAAGCGGGGCUGGUGGUCAUGAACCAUUAGAUGAAGUGAAAUUAAACGGCACCGAUAUUUCAAAUAGCAAUUCCAAUACAAUAGGAAGUCCCGAAAAUGAGUUGAAGCGACGAAAACGUGCCGAGAGACAAGCAAAUAUUGAGCACAAGGUGAACGAGAUUAAGCGAAAGCAACGAGAAUCCGAAGAGAGCAAGCACGCGGCGAAAAAACGAAGGUCAUUAAUUACCUAUAUUGCGGCGGGUGUUGUUGUGGGUGUGAUUUGUGUGUAUGCAUAUUCGAAACUAGCCUAAAGCCAAGCAAAAGUUGCAAAUAAUGGUAAAUACAACUGAGUGGCGUAAAGGCCGCAAUCAGCAUCAAUUGAUAGUUAACUUUGUGUCGCGCACAUGCUCUAAAGCGCUCCAUCAUUUACAUAUACAAUAACGCUCUCGCCAAUAAUAUCAAUAACAAUGCGAAUAUGUUAUUAUUUAGAAUAUUUAAAUAUCGAUUGAAUUAAUCAGAGUUAAUCAUUUGCAUGUAAUUGAGACGCAGAUUACCCAAAUACAUAUAUCGUGCAUAAAUUAACAACAAAUAGUAUAUAUUAUUGUUAUCUACAUAAACUCACAUUCUUGAAUACGAUGUAAAAUCUUGAACGAGAUUUAUAAAGUGAAAUGAUUUUACUCAUUUCACGCUCAAUUUGCAAUGCAUAUGCAUAAAUGUUUCCCUCCCUUAUUAACACAAAAACCUAGAGCUCUGUAUUUUAACUUUGGUUUCAACUACUUAUAUCCACAACACGCACAAGAAACCACACCCUAUGCACCUAAACUUCAUUCAUACAUUCAUAUAUACAUAUUUUUUUUCUUAUAAGUCUCAGCCAAUUUGUUAUCAUGUUAUAGCGAUCGAACUGGAAACACGAUUUGUUAAGAAAAUGUAUUUUUAUUUUGUAGAACCCUUUAAGUUCAAGAUAACUAUUAUGCGACAAUGAACCAAUAUAAUUAGAUCACAAUGAAAUUCAAAUGGACUAUCCAAAAUGUGUUUUUUACCCUUUCUAUUAGGACGAGGAAUCCUGUAGAAUUCCUAGUACCACAAUGAACACUUCGUACUGGUUUAGGCCUUUUAGUUAAUAUGCAUUUAAAUUGCAGUUUAAUAUUUGCAAAGUAUUAAAACAAACUCAAAACAACAUCGCUCGAUUCGUAUAUGCAAUUAACUGCAAUAGACUGAGAAUAUGUAUAACAAGAACUAGAACAAAUUAUAUCUUUGUAAAUAUUUACAAUUCAUAACAUUAUAACACUAAUAUUAUAUGCGUAGACAUCAUAAGAUGGAGUAGUUGUAAGUUUAGAAAUUCCAUAUGUCUCAUUGUUGCGAGAGACUUCCUUUAAAUUGCUACAGUCCUUUUAAUAGUUGAGUUCAAAACUGUCUACUAAAAGUAAAUUUAUUAAUUCGACAUGAAGGAAGAAACGUUUGAGUUUUUAUUAAAUAUUGUUAAAACUUACCACUAGCGAUAUAAUUGAAAUUAUUCUAACGAACGGUAUUAAAUGCUUUAAAAUUUUUACUGAAAAAAUUAAUUUUUUGUCUAUAUUUAACUUUUUGGAUUAACAGUUGUAUUCAUGUACACAAAAUUACUGAAUAACCUUAAUUUAAUCUUUACUAAAGUGGCCAAUGCUUGUCAAAAUUAUAUUUUAUUUUAUGUAUACGCAUUAUUUAUUUAAUGUUUCUUAGAUAUUAAUUACUUUAUUUAUAACGUUACUGUUACAAGACAAGAGCAGUAAUUUAACGGAAUAACGGAAUUUUACUUAAACCCGUUAUGCACCAACCUAGUAAUUUCUCAAUAUUCCUUCAACGGUUUUAGUAGUUUUUGCGACAGCACAAACCAUUCUCAACAUAUUUUUGACAACGCCAUCUUUGAGUGUAUACAAAUUCCGGUCACUUUCGAUUAAAUUGAGCCCGCUGUCAUGAGAACCACCAACCGUUGUAACCGUUGUGUUCUAAAAUUUCUAAAGAGACUAAUAAUAGAUCUAAUGACCAUUUGAGCAAGUGAAUCCCAGUGAUUAAAAGACGAAGACGCUGAUUUUAUAUGUUGAUACAUAUUAUGUGAAGUAGUCCGACUGAUGGAUUACAAUUGUUUCAAAAGGCACAUAUCGUUUAAUUUUACUUGAUAUUGUUAAAUCACGCUGAACUGUCUCCCGCAAACAACAAAAAUUAACUUCAAAUAUAGGAAAGGGCAAAAGAAAAAGAGAGGCUUAAAAACUUAUUUUCUACACACGAAUGUAUAAUUAGAAGAAACAUGACAAAUGUGUAAAAUUAAAAUUUAUUACAAAUAUAAAGAAAUUUUCAUAGAAGAUUACAGUCGGAAAAUCAAACAUUUGUAUCCUUUUGCUACGUAAAAAGUUUAUCUUACGGUAUAUUGUUUCGAUUGCUAAUCUGUAUUUUAACGCGCAAUUGUUGACUAUUAGCACGAUAACCACUUUUUGAAACUUGUAUUUAUGGACAUAUACUUUCUUGAAGUUUACAAAUAUUAUGAUUCAAAGGUUUUUGUACACUUAUGGAGAUUCUCAUUCACAACCUCUUAUAUUAAUAGUUUAGUUAAUGAACACUUAUUAUUCUAACAGAUUCGUACAUAUUAUGUUCGACAUUCUUAUAAAAAACGUAUAUCAUAACCCAUAGUUUUUUAUUUUAAAUUUACGAAGGCAUUUGUCCAUACCAAGUUAUAGUGAUAGUAUGCACUAUGUUUUACAAACAUAUAUUUUUCGAUUAUAAAUGAAAGCAUUGAAUGAGUAUUAUUUGUAGUUCAACUUAAAAACAAUAAAAUAGUAGUUCAAGUUUCCCCUCUGACUGGGUAUUUGGGUGUAUACAUCAACAUAGAUACAUUAUACAAAGAGAAAAUUUAAAGCAAUAUCAAUUUAAGAAUAUAGCGCUGUCGGAUCCUUAUUGUGUCCAUAAAAUGGCGUUAUCUCAUUGCUCUAAAAUAGGGAAAUAUGUAUAUACUUCAAAACAGAAGUUAAAUACUCGAUCAAAAACCUUGUAAGGUUGUAAAUUACUAAGCAACCACAAAAUAAGAUAUCAAACAAAUUGUGGAAUAAAUUAACUGGAAAUAAUUGAAUGUUAACAACCAACAUAUGAACAGCGCAAAGAAGAGUUUUUCCACAUAUGUUAUACUCUUUCAAAUUAAAAAUAGCAAGGCAAAUAUUAAAAGCACGACGUAACAGCAAAAGUGAUGAAGUUUCAAAAACGAACAAAAAUAAUAACAUUUAAAAUAAAAAAUAUUAAAGUUUGAUAAAUUCAAGUAAAAAGUGGCGGAAUCAUGCGUAGUUUUUCAUCUUUUCGUAUAAGCCCAUACAUACAUAUUACUAGUGCGUAAAUACACACA
Messenger RNA from Zeugodacus cucurbitae (melon fly), 5429 nucleotides. It is a transcript of the gene Ptp61F, whose product is annotated as tyrosine-protein phosphatase non-receptor type 61F. Gene Ontology annotation, molecular function: protein tyrosine phosphatase activity. Lineage: Eukaryota; Metazoa; Arthropoda; Insecta; Diptera; Tephritidae. Gene Ontology annotation, biological process: protein dephosphorylation. The record is from RefSeq and is a predicted model, not a curated record. The transcript has 7 exons. The coding region runs from base 583 to 2376 and encodes 597 amino acids.